This is a messenger RNA of Dermacentor silvarum, 3646 nucleotides long. RefSeq names its product CCN family member 2 (gene Ccn). Gene Ontology annotation, cellular component: extracellular region; extracellular matrix. Gene Ontology annotation, molecular function: integrin binding; heparin binding. The transcript has 7 exons. Lineage: Eukaryota; Metazoa; Arthropoda; Arachnida; Ixodida; Ixodidae. The coding region runs from base 760 to 2223 and encodes 487 amino acids. Gene Ontology annotation, biological process: signal transduction; cell adhesion. The record is from RefSeq and is a predicted model, not a curated record.
CGCGGCCGCACGUCGUCGCUGCCGCCGCUUUCUUAAAGGGUUUGUACGCGAGCAUCGCUUGAUGAUCAUCGGGCGCUGACCAGCUGUCACCGUGCGUGCGGCGCCGUCGCGUGCGUGCGCGCUCAGUAGGCUCUUUCGCGUGAGCCGUUCUGAUUAUCGGGCCCCGCUGACUGGACGCUUGGCACUUGCACGUACUACGACACGACGACUGACUCGAACUGUGUGACCUCUUCGCGCUGUCUUCCGCUCACUGUCGUCGACGCUCCGUUCGUAAUAUUCGCGUCGCAUAGACGCUUGACGGGGCCGAAAGAAUGCACUCGCCGGACCCAUCGGCGAUCGCCCCGCUGUGCUGCGUGCGCUGACGUGUGUCGCCGACUGUGUACUCCGCUGCGCUGUCGCUGUGUCGCCGUCGUUCACAGCUCGCUGCUCUGACUGCACUCGGCGUUCUGUUUUGCGACCUCUGUGCGUACAUUGUCCGGCGUGUCCUCCACGCGUCAAAGAAACGCAGGGUGAUUGCGGCGAACAACGUUGCUCUUUCUGACUUUUCUCAAACUCUGCCGUCAGGACUGCUCUGGCUGGUGUUUCUAUGGCCACGUGUGUGUGACAGGACGCUGCCACUGUUACUCUUCUUCUGUCCAGGUCGAAGUGUUCAUCUGGUGAUCUAAGGGGACUCCGACCCAACCGGCGGCAAGUCCAGCGCACUCAUCGUGCAACGCCGCUAUAGUCAACCCAAUCGCACUGCUACUCCGGCGAAGAGCCAUGCAUCCCAGCAGGCUGACGACUGCUCGGUCCCAUGCGCACGGAGCCCGUUCGCCGCAGGAGGUGUGCGUAGCAUUUUUGCUGGCAGCGACGCUGGUGUGCCUGUCCCUAUCGAGUUUGGCGCACCCUGCCGACGCGCAGCAGGACGACAAUUCGCUGGACUACUCCGUCUUCGCCGGCCCACCGCCAGAACCCUCGCAAUGUCCCGGCGGCGCUGGCUGCGAAGAUGGCGUCCUCGACUCAGGUCGGGAAAGUGGCCCCUCGGCUGAGGUCGUGGCCCCUUCGUCGGACGACGGUGGAACCGGUUCGACGUCGGACGGCGGCGAGCAGGGCCAGAUGACUGCGGAGGCCGAGACGACAACGACGGCGGAACCGAGUUCGCACUCGGAGUCGUGGUCGCCUACUGUCGUGGGACCCAGACCACCAUCGGCUGCAGGGGGAGGAGGAGCACCGGCGGUUCCCGUGGAGUACACCAUCCGAGCGGGGAAGACCAACAUCACUGUCAACGGCACAAGGACGGGUCAUAGGAGUGCAGUACAGUGCGGCCCAUCGUGCCGGUGUAGCAGCAGCGGCCCGCACGAAGGUGUCAGCGAAGCAGCCGGCUGCCCCGAGGGCGUGAGCCUGGUGCGCGACGGCUGCAAUUGCUGCAGCAUCUGCGCCCGGCAGCAAGGGGAUACCUGCGACGCCGUUCAGCUGUGCGAUGCCCGCCGGCAGCUGCACUGUGUCUACCCGGACAGGAACGCCUCGGUCGGCACCUGCAAGGUGGUGCAGGGCCAGUCGUGCCAGGUGGAAGGCCUCGGCCAGUACAAGGACGGCGCCACCUUCAAGCUGGACUGCCGCACUCAAUGCUCGUGCCAGAACGGCACCUACGGCUGCGUGUCACUUUGCCCCCAUGAGGGAGUGCGCCCGUCGGCAGAGUGCCGCAAUGCCAGGCUCGUCCGCUUGCGUGGAAACUGCUGUCGCGAGUGGCUGUGCGACCACGACAUGAUGAAGCAGCCGCUGGCUCUGGCACGCGCCUCGUGCGAGCGGCACGCUGGCGACUGGAGUCCCUGUUCGGCCACGUGUGGCGUGGGCACGUCCCGUCGCUUGGUCACCGACUUCCACCUCGGCCAGUGCCGCAGCCGCAACGAGACACGCAUCUGCAACGUGAGACCAUGCAGCGGCCGGGACGCCACCGGAAUCGCUGGGGCCUCGGGAUCACGCCACAGGACCAGGAGGAACCACUUGUGUCGUGCCACCGUGCGGGCCUCGUGUGCCGAGCCGCUGACGGACGGCGCCAACUGCACAUCGGUGUCACCGCAGACGCCCAAGUACUGCGGCAGCUGCCCAGGGCGCCGGUGCUGUUUUCCGGUGCUCACCACGACCACCACGCUACCUUUCCACUGCUUCGAGGAUGGAGCCUGGGUGACGCGCCACAAGGACGUCAUGACCAUCGUGCGCUGCCGAUGCAAGCCCAAGUGCUAGCGAACAUAUCGGCGCCAUCUUUCCCACUCCCUCCUCCAGCUGUGGCUGCCCCUCAAGUACUUGUCACUUGUCUUCAGUGCGUUGCCAGGAGAGAGCCGCACUCGGUGACUGUCCCCCUUGCAAGCCCAAGUGCUGGCGCCCGGCGCCUGCACGCACGUUUCCCUCCCUCACGACGAGUGUCCUCUUCUAUGGGGCACUCGUACCUUGUUAUCCUGCGCCCGGGAGGGCGGGGACUCAUAUGGACGGCGGCGUGAACGCAGAUAAAGGACCUCAUGUCGCCAACCGCUAUACUCAAACAGAGAUCAGCUGUAUGGCAACCGAUGAAGACCCGAACUUAGGUGCGAACAGUGCUGGUAGCCGCAUUUGUCUUUCGCCCUCAUCACGCGCGCACUGCCCCCAGCUGCUGUGUCACAAGUACCGGGCAGCGCCCACUCUUUACUGCGAUUGUUCAAGACAGCCGUCGUGGUGGUGGGCAUUAGGCCGAAAAGUGUCAGUGAACUAUACGAUACUAAAGUGUUUGGUGCACGCGCGACUGUGGUGAACGCCUCGGACGAUACCACUGUCGGCGAGCAUGCUGGUCAACUUGCGAAAGCGUUUCGCCACCCGCGCACUAACUCAGGUUCGAGGACACUAAUUGUGAAAAAUGUGGUACGCUCGAUCAACAACAAUGGACGAAUUGCACCUGCUUUAUUUUCUGCGUCCCAGGCAACAUAAAAGUCGUGUGUUGCGAGACUUAUCAACUCGCAACAAAAGAAAGUUUUCUGAUCCUCAAAUUAGGACGCAUUGUGAGUCACCCGGUCUUGAGGGAGCCACUUCAAUGAAACCUUUCAUGCAAGUGUGUGCAAAUGUGCACUAUCCGUAAUUAUAAACUGUGUGAAGAUGGCAAGGAAGCCAGUGUAUUUGCGAACAUUUCCGAUUCACGGCCGUAGUUCGUACGAAGGCCCUUUCUCAAGCGGCAUACCCAGAGGUAAAGCGCGAAGGUGCUCUAACACACAAAACCUGGCCGCCUAAGGUAUGUGACUACGUGGUGUGGCUUGUAAAUGCCACAACCAUAACGAUCAUGAAGAAUGUGGAGGGCCUCGUGGAAGCUUCUGAGAACCUAUGCCUCCCACAAGCGUUUCGUGCUUGCGAAAACGUGCCCAUUAUAUAAUACACAACAUUUCAGCGGGGAACUAAUGUUUAAAAACAUACGCAGACAUCAGUGUCCCGCCUUGCUUGUUGAUGUUGAAGCUGCUACGUGAAUACGACAAACGAAACACCGAGGACCAUGUAAUGUCAUUACGCUGUGAGAAAAGGUUCUUGUUCCUUACAACAUUAAGGUAGUGGCGCUAUUUUGUUGUUGAAUUUGAAGAUCUUAUCUUGUUUAUUUCAUUAAAAACAGUGUAGCUGUUUGGUAUCACAUGAAGCCACAUGUCGGUUCAAU